AUGAAGGAACACCUUAAAUCAUCACUGGAAAUAAUAGAUACACAUUAUCCAAAUAAUGGCAUAGUUCUGGCUGGUGAUUUUAACCAACUCGAUUUUAAAUCAACUGCGAAACUUUUUAACUUAAAACCUGCUAUAAAUUUCUCUACUCGAGGAAUUAAUACCCUUGAUCAGAAUUUUACAAAUCUUAAAAACUUUUAUAAUCCAGCAGAAAGUGGUCCACCGUUUGGCUUAUCUGAUCAU
This is a messenger RNA of Paramuricea clavata, 240 nucleotides long. The record is from the annotation of a GenBank genome assembly. Lineage: Eukaryota; Metazoa; Cnidaria; Anthozoa; Malacalcyonacea; Plexauridae.